Messenger RNA from Linum trigynum, 4534 nucleotides. The record is from the annotation of a GenBank genome assembly. Lineage: Eukaryota; Viridiplantae; Streptophyta; Magnoliopsida; Malpighiales; Linaceae.
GUCCAUUUCUGGGUUUUGUUUGUGUUGAAUGUUAGAUUUGGGAAAUGGGGUUGGUUCUUUCUAAUGAUUGAGAGAUGCUAGUCGAUCGCAUGGAAGAUUGAGUGACCACUCUAGGCGGCGCCGGUGUUUGCAAGCAAAGUGGAGGAGAAAGGCGUCAAGACUCAAGGCUACGAUGGUGGAAGGCGGAAUGGCAGGCGGGCGGUAGUGUUGGCUGGGGUCGGGUCGAGUCGGCUUGGGUUAGGGGUUGGAUUAGGUUGAUUUAUGCAGAGGGUCUGAUGUGGUGAGUUAAAAAAGAGUGAAUCGACAUUUCUAUUAACCACGUCAGCAAAAUACUAACGGUGUUAACGGAGGUUGACGGAGAGUAACCAAACAUGAAAUGUUUACCACUUUCAAUGACCAUGAAUGGAAUAAAAUACUUUUAGUGAACAAACAUGAAUUUUUUAAUACUUUCAGUGACUAACCUUGCAAUUUACCCUAGCGCCAUAGAACUAAUGGUUAAAAAAGACGAGAAACGUUGUAGAGUCUGAGAGCAAAAAUGGAAAUGUUCCUUGUAAUUACAUGAAGAUUUCGAUAAUCGUUACUCAUUUACGACAAUUUUUUUAAACUUCGUAGACUGACGUAUGGAAAAUGAAUUACCCACACACAUAAUAUAGUGGUAUAUUGACGUAUGGAAAAUGAAUAACCCACACAUAAUACAGUGGUAUAUCUGUUCAAAAGAUAUAAGACAAGGGCUGAAAACGCAAUUGUUCCAAACAAAAGAAAGAGAAAAAAGGGAAAGGAAAUCUACUCUACUGCAAGUCUCUGUUCCCACGCUCCAGCCCACCAACCAAUGCAAUCCUCUCUCUCUCUCAGGCUAAGCCCUUUCAGUUCACUUUCACUCUCUUGCUCUUUGCUUAAAGUCUGAAAGUAGUCUACUUUCUCAGCUCUCUUCUUCUGCUUUACUCUUCCGCUUCCCCUUCUGCAUCAUCCCUUCCUCUUCUUCUUCUUCUUCUUCUUCUUUCCGACAAUGCCAAUCAAAUCCGACCCGUCCACUCCGCCGCCGACCAUCGGCAAAAUCGGCCCUUACACCGUCUUCAUCACUCCUCCUCCCACUCCUUCAACUCCGCCGUCUCCCCUUUCCCCGCCGCCUCACAUCCACGAUUCCCCAAAGAAGGUCGUCUGCCCUCCCGCUCCCCAGAUCCAGUCUUCCAAGCCCCUCGCCAAAAAAAUCGACGAUGAAUCGGUUGGCGGCUUCUUCCGCUCCGCCGUCUCCAAGGUUCAACACGUGAAUUCGAGCUUGGAUGAACAUUUGGCGCGGUGGUUUGGACUGAAUCAGUCCAAGUACCAGUGGGCUCUGGAUGAUUAUUUUGAGACCAAGGGAUUGGAUCAAGGAGCCAAAGCAAAAGAGUUUCCAGGUAAAGCACAGAAUGUGUGAACAGCGCUGUAAUGCCGUCCUCCCAAAUGCUACUCUGAUGGAUGAUAUGAUCCAGUUGGUUGUUUGGUGGAUUUUUUCCUGUGAAUUAGAAGACUGUUGUUAUGGCGAAUUGCUGUAGUCGAGCCGUCGGGGAUGGUGGACUGUCUGUUGUACAACAUCUUUAUCUAUAUGUAAUGGCUGCUCUAUUAAGCAAAGUAUAGUAUAGGAGAAAGUAGCUAAGAAUGUGCUUUUGCUUCUUUGAGUUCCCUUUGGCCGCAUUUUGCCACCUAACCCUGUUGUGUUGUAGCUGUUUGUGUAUCAAAGAUGCAAGCUUUGUCACUGUUGUGUGUACUUCUGGUGCUCUUUUGCCCCUUUUCAAUCGAAAGUGAAUGUGGGCUGUUUGGCUUCAUUCUUCUUCUUCUUCUUCUUCUUCUUCUUCUUCUUCUUCUUCUGUGUCUUGGGCCUGGAUGGGCUCGCCUGGCGAUCGGAAUUGCUGUCAGUUAGUUGGACUGGGCUUGUGACCCUUUCUGGAUCAGAAUGGUGUGUUUCAGAUCUUUCCAAACUCUGCCUAUUCAUGGGCUUUUUACAUGCAUUUGUGAUCUCUCUCAUAUUUCUUUUGUUUGGUCAAUGUCGCAUUUGGGGCAAGCAUUUAAACGUUUUGAUUUAUGAUUUUUGUAAAAAAACAAGACCAAUCUCGUAAAUGCAUCAAAAUUAUGCAUUCUAGGUAUGCAAGUGCAACUCUUCAUAGGGAUGAGAUAUGGUGACAACCCCCUUGGGGGUUGUCAGAUUCACAACCCACUCACUAACCGUUGGAUACAUUCUCUCUCCUGUCUCUUUCUUCUUUUUUUAAGUUGAUGGUUAGGAUUAAAAGAAGGGUAUUUUUGGAAAAGAAAAAUGUUAACACACCCAAUCAUUCUCCCUCCCAUAUAAAUAAAAACCCUAACUCCUUCCUCUCCCCCUCACCUCUCUCUUUCCCUCCUCCCUCUCUCCAGACAGCACUGCCGCCAGCCUCCACCACCGCUGCCGCCUCUCUCCACCCACCAUCUCUCCUCCCCCUCUCUCCGCCGCCAUGGAUGAGAUCUCAUCCCCAUCACAGCAGCUGCAGCAGCUUCCCAUAAGCACCACCACGAAGACAAUCAAGGAGAAGCAGCCCCCCCCCCCCCCCCCCCCCCCCCCCCGCGCCGCGCCGCUGUCCUCCCCUGCCGCCACCAUUUUUAUGUCGCCGCCACCGCGAGGUCAAGACUCAUCCCUUUUUUUCCAGAUCUGAUAGUCUCUACCGGUACCAAUACCACUGGUAGCACUAUUGGUACCAAUACCACUGGUAGCGCUAUUGGUACGCUACCACUACUCACUGGUACCAAUACCAGUGGCUCCCCUAUCAUCUGGCACCACUAUCAUCUGUUUUUUUUUUUUUGUGUUAUUUGCUACUGGUACCGCUACCAAUGCUAGUGGUAGCGCUACCAGUGCUAGUAGCGUUGUGUUAUUCUCUACUGGUAGCGUUGUACUGGUAGCGUACCACUAGUACUGGUACAUUUUUUACUGGUACCACUAGUACUGGUACAUUUUUUAACAUACUGGUACCGUACCACUAGCACUAGUAUAUUAAUUACCAGUAGACUAAUAGAUUGGUACACUUUUUAACGCAUUGGUACAUUUUUUCAGGUUGUCGGAGGGAGUCUGCCGGAGAGAAUUCGUCGGAGAAAAAGUUUGUCGGUCGAUGCGGAGUGGCUGCUGGAGAAAGGAAGAGAGAGAGAUAGAUAGAGAUAUUAAUGUAUAGGAUUUAAAUUUCAGAAAAAAAAAUUGUAUUUAAUAUGGGUUUUUAAUUCCCAAUAUAAUUAAUACAAAAAAGGUAAUUAAUAUAUUCCUUUUUUUCAUACCCAAAAUACCCUUGGUUGUGAAUCUGACAACCCCCAAAGGGGUUGUCACCGUAUCCCGUCCCCUCUUCAUAUAUUCUUCUAAACUUCCCAAUCAUGAUAUUUAAUGCAAGUGCACUAACGUGAAAAUAUAAUUUUAUAAAGUACUGCACACAAUUUUCUUUUUUUUUUUAUUACGCACACACAAUAUUUUAGAGAACCAAAGAAACCUACAAGCGAGAUAAAUACACCUUACUUUCAAAAUUGCGUUAUGCGUCGAUUUAGUUCUUUUCGAUAUAAAUGCUAGUUUGAUCUGUUUAACUCGAUAUAGCUCGAAUCUACCGAUCACCCAUAACCCGAACACAACAUACCUACAAUAUUAUGACGUAAUUAAUUCCAACCACUAGUCUCCAUGGUCAAAUGAAGUCAAUCUAGUUUACCUAGGAAAUCCAAAAGACAAGAGGAUAGCACAUUCCCCCAAUUAAAUUGCAGGUAAACAACAAGUGCACAUCAAGCCUAGUUGUAAAAUACUGAAUUACAAAAAUAUCCCAUAUUCCUAUAAAAAUGAAACAGAAGAAGAGGAGGACCAGCCAACAUAGCAUGUGAAGAAGAAGAAGAAGAAGAAGAAGAAGAAGAAGAAGAAGAGGGCCGCAGCGUUCAACUAACAUUCCAUUCCAUGACAUGUUUUCCUCAGUUUUGGUUUGGGAGCCCCUUACGUUAGAUGGUUGGGAAUUAUGAUAUCGAGACAGCAACUUCACCUGCUGUCUUAUCUUACGGUGGUCAACUAACUAAAUCGUCACUAAACACCAAGUUCGUAACAAAUGGGUCACAACUUAUUAAGAUUUGGUGAUCUCUUUGCAAGGGGUCCCAAAGUUUAGUGAUUGUUUAUGUUAUUGUGCUCCCCUUUCCCUGCCACACAUGGAUUCUUGUCAUUGUUGUUUAUUAGUAAUUAAACUAAGUUCACCAAACUUACAGAUGGACUUGUCUAAUAAGUUUAUAGUUGGUAUUGUGGGUUUGGUUGGCAUCGAGACAAACAACUACCCUCUUGGAAAGGUUUUAGUUGUGAGCUUGCCACUUUGCACCUUUUAGUUUGCUUAACUUCUUCUCCAAUGGCUUAAUUAGUCGGCCAUUGAAAUAUUAGAGAAAGUUCUUUCUUUUAUUAGGACAGAAAUGUACAACCAAAGAGUCACUGAAAUUCGAUCAGAUCCAUGGAAACAUCUAUUUUAACUACUAUUGCUUUAUAGAUCGCCGAAUUUACUUCGUCUUCCAUUAAAGGCUUCAUGGUGUA